AUGCAGGACCUUCCUCCUGGCACUGGCAGAUACCACCUGCCACCCCAGGACGAGGGAGUUGAUGAAGCCGGCCAGUCUCUGCUGAGGGACCCUCACGCACCUGCUCCGUACGAGAGCCACCUCGGGGCUGGCGACGUCCCCGGCCGCCCUGUUUCCGCCUACAGUCUCACAGAAUCAUACGCGCCUGGCGCCGGUGCCCGGACACCAGUUCCCGGUGAGACGGCCUUCACCUCUGGGUAUAGCAACGAGCUCGACUCGGAUCCCAACGGCGGCUUUGGCUACGGCCGACCCGCCUCUACUGUCGACGCCGACGAGAGCUGGACCCGCAGACAGCAGCCCGGCAACCAGGGUGGCGGUCUGAAGCGUUAUGCGACCCGUAAGAUCAAGCUUACUCAGGGCUCCGUCCUGAGUAUCGAUUACCCCGUCCCCAGUGCUAUCAAGAACGCUGUCCAGCCAAAGUACCGUGACGUCGAGGGCGGUAGUGAGGAGUUCAUGAAGAUGCGCUACACGGCCGCCACUUGCGACCCCAACGAUUUCACCCUCAAGAACGGUUACGAUUUGCGCCCCAGAAUGUAUAACAGACACACCGAGCUGCUCAUCGCCAUCACCUACUACAACGAAGACAAGGUGCUGUUGUCCAGAACCCUUCACGGUGUUAUGCAGAACAUCCGCGACAUCGUCAACCUGAAGAAGUCCACUUUCUGGAACAAGGGUGGCCCUGCCUGGCAAAAGAUUGUUGUCUGUCUCGUUUUCGACGGUAUCGAGAAGACUGACAAGAACGUUUUGGACGUCUUGGCCACUGUCGGUAUCUACCAGGACGGUGUGGUGAAGAAGGAUGUUGACGGCAAGGAGACCGUUGCCCACAUCUUCGAGUACACCUCCCAGCUGUCAGUCACGCCCAACCAGCAGCUCAUCCGCCCCGUCGACGAUGGCCCCUCGACCCUCCCUCCCGUGCAGUUCAUUUUCUGCUUGAAGCAGAAGAACAGCAAGAAGAUCAACUCCCACAGAUGGCUCUUUAACGCCUUCGGUCGUAUUCUGAACCCCGAGGUCUGCAUUCUCAUCGAUGCUGGUACCAAACCCAGUCCCCGAUCGCUGCUCGCGCUUUGGGAGGGUUUCUACAACGACAAAGACCUUGGUGGUGCUUGUGGCGAGAUUCACGCCAUGUUGGGCAAGGGAGGCAAGAAGCUUCUCAACCCCCUCGUCGCCGUCCAGAACUUUGAGUACAAGAUCUCCAACAUUCUGGACAAGCCUCUCGAAAGUUCGUUCGGUUACGUCUCCGUGUUGCCCGGUGCUUUCUCUGCCUACCGCUUCCGCGCCAUUAUGGGUCGUCCGCUCGAGCAGUACUUCCACGGUGACCACACCCUGUCCAAGAUUCUCGGUAAGAAGGGUAUCGACGGAAUGAACAUUUUCAAAAAGAACAUGUUCUUGGCCGAGGAUCGUAUUCUUUGCUUCGAGCUGGUCGCCAAGGCCGGCCAGAAGUGGCAUUUGUCGUACAUCAAGGCCGCCAAGGGUGAGACCGACGUUCCCGAGGGCGCGGCUGAGUUCAUCAGCCAGCGUCGUCGUUGGCUCAAUGGUUCCUUCGCCGCCUCUCUGUACUCGCUCAUGCACUUCGGUCGCAUGUACAAGUCUGGCCACAACAUCAUCCGCAUGAUCUUCUUCCACAUCCAGCUCAUCUACAACGUCCUCCAGGUCCUCUUCACAUGGUUCAGUUUGGGUUCUUACUACCUGACCACAACUGUCAUCAUGGAUCUCGUCGGUACCGCGGUCGUUUCCGACGACCCCGAGGUUGCCCGUCAUGGCUGGCCUUUCGGCGACACAGCGACGCCCAUCGUCAACGCUCUGCUCAAGUAUCUCUAUCUGGCCUUCGUCAUCUUGCAGUUCAUCCUGGCUCUGGGUAACAGACCCAAGGGUUCCAAGUACACCUACAUCGCUUCUUUCGUCGUAUUCGGUCUCAUCCAGUCUUACAUCUUGGUUCUCUCGAUGUACCUGGUCGUUCAAGCUUUCAAGAAGCCCAUCGGCGAGCAGAUCAGUCUCGACUCCGGUGCGGACUUCGUCGCCAGUUUCUUCGGAGGCACGAACGCCGCUGGUGUCAUUCUCGUCGCCCUGGUCACCAUCUACGGUCUCAACUUCAUCGCCUCCUUCAUGUACCUCGACCCCUGGCACAUGUUUACCUCCUUCCCUCAUUACCUCGUCCUCAUGUCGACUUACAUCAACAUUCUCAUGGUCUACGCCUUCAACAACUGGCACGAUGUGUCCUGGGGUACGAAGGGUUCGGACAAGACUGAGGCACUGCCUUCUGCACACGUCAGCAAGGGUGAGAAGGACGAGGCCGUGGUGGAAGAAAUUGAUAAGCCGCAAGAGGACAUUGACAGUCAGUUUGAGUCCACUGUCAAGCGCGCUCUGGAGCCCUACAAGGAGGCGGAAGAGGUUGAGAAGCCCGACAUUGAGGACUCCUACAAGUCUUUCCGUACCGGUCUGGUCGUGACUUGGCUCUUUUCCAACACCUUCUUGAUCAUUGUCAUCACGAGCGAUAACUUCAACUCGUUUGGCAUUGGCGAUACCGCAUCCAAGCGUACUGCCUCUUACUUUAGCUUCUUGCUGUACUCCACUGCCAUCCUCUCGUUGGUCCGUUUCUUCGGAUUCUUGUGGUUCUUGGGCAGGACCGGUAUCAUGUGCUGCUUCGCCAGACGGUAA
Molecule: messenger RNA, 2694 nt
Organism: Colletotrichum spaethianum
Lineage: Eukaryota; Fungi; Ascomycota; Sordariomycetes; Glomerellales; Glomerellaceae
Product: chitin synthase 1
Exons: 3
Coding region: 1-2694 (897 amino acids)
Cellular component (GO): cell periphery; cell septum
Molecular function (GO): chitin synthase activity
Source: RefSeq, a predicted model, not a curated record